GUUAUAAUAUAGUAAACUCUCCACAUCUUACUCCUGCCUAUGAGUUGGAUACUGCCUUGCUAGAUUAUUCUGAAAAUCUUUCUUCACUUGGUUAUAAGACUCACGUCGAGUCUGAAAAAGAUUUGAAAGCAAUUAUUGAAGGUGUUAAACAGCAUGUUAUUAGCAAAAUACGUUUAUGGGAAUUCUAUGUUAUUGAUGUCAAAGAAUCAUUAAGUGAAUUUCAUGCGGCAUUAGAUAAGAAUGUAUCAAUUGACAAGUCUUUAUUUGAAGAUAUUGACAUUGCUGCACUUCCAUUUGUUGAACAAGCAAAGUUAUUAGCUGAUAAAGGUCUAUAUAAUAAAGGUUCUUUUGGUCAGCGUUUCUAUAAAAAAAUAAAUAUUAAUAUUGCUCUUGCUUUUAUUGAGAGGUUGAUUGAGACUGAGGAAAAAUACAAAAGUACGACUAAUGAUUCUAGUGUAUCAAUCAAAGAUUCGUCUCAGAAUGAACAAUUAAAUACGGAUAAACUAGAAAAUUAUAAGCAUGAUUCUGAAUCUAACAAUAUUAUAGAAUCCAAAUCUACCCUUCUCAAUGGAAUGAAUAAAGCAGAGGACAAGAGUGUAGAUUGUGAGAGUCAAGAAAUGACUUCUGAAAAGACUAUAAAUGUGGAGUCUGUAGAA
Messenger RNA from Dentiscutata heterogama, 656 nucleotides. The record is from the annotation of a GenBank genome assembly. Lineage: Eukaryota; Fungi; Glomeromycota; Glomeromycetes; Diversisporales; Gigasporaceae.